This is a messenger RNA of Misgurnus anguillicaudatus (oriental weatherfish), 1328 nucleotides long. Lineage: Eukaryota; Metazoa; Chordata; Actinopteri; Cypriniformes; Cobitidae. The record is from RefSeq and is a predicted model, not a curated record.
GCAGCUGCAAUGUGCAAUUUUGUAUUGUGCAUACAUUUUUUUUAAAGUAUGAUUUUGGCUUUGUAACACAAUAUUGCAUUUGUUGUCUUACAGCUGCUUCGCUGUACUUUAUUCUAACCUGAUCUCCAUUCGUUGUUCAUCUGAGGAUUGAGACUAAAUCAGGAUGUUGUCCACUGCAGCUCUUAUUCUCAUUGUCACCAGUAAAGUUGUCCUAGGAAGGGAUGACAGAGUGUCUGUUAAAGAAGAGAUUUAUCCAUUGGAUAUGGCAAAGAAUUCAGUCGAUGACCAGUAUGAAGGUUGUACAGAGACAAUGGCAAACCUGGUGAAGAAAGAAUAUUUAAACAAAGAAAUCUGUUCUGGAAAAAUUAAAUUUAGCAUAAAUUAUACACAAAAAAAUAAAGAUAACUUGACUGGAAACCAUUUAGAAGCCAUUUCUGAGUACACUGGUGCUGACAUAUGCGCUCGGUUCAAUGAUAAUGUAAGGAAUGGUAAACAAAAAUACAAAAACAGGACAUUCGAAUGGUAUUCACUUCACUUUUUCUUGACAGAAGCGAUACAGAUUCUUAAGAGAACACAAAAUGAAUGUCAUUUAACUUAUCGUGGUACCAAACUUAGGUUUAAUGAGAAUAUUAAAAAGAAUACAGAGAUUCGUUUUGGCUCAUUUGCGUCCUCCUCUCUUAAACGUGAAACAACAACAAUGUUUGGAAAAGAAUCUUGUUUUGAAAUCGAGACUUGUUAUGGUGCUGAUGUGACAAAAUACUCCCAGUUUAAAAAUGAGACCGAGGUGCUGAUUCCUCCAUAUGAGAAAUUUAAAGUCACUGAUAUCAGAAAGAAAGGUGAGAAGGAUGCCUGGUGUAACACUGUGUUUGUGUUAAAGAGCUCUGGGAUUAAAAGUAAUUUAAACUGUGCAGUGGCAUCAGUCGAGCCCAAGAAAUUCAGUAUUAAAUCAACUUUUAACCGUUUGUUAAAUAAGCUAGGUAUUAAAAAAUCAUAAGUGUAUACCCUUUUCAUUCUGCAUUUUAAACUAAAAUAUGAGAUACAAGGCAUUUUAUAUAAACUGCAUGAAUGAAUUACACUUUGCUUAUAUUCUCAUUUGUAUGUUGUUCUUAUGACAUGGCUCUUUAAGAUAAUUGAUUCUGGUCAGCGGUGACAUUUUAAGGCCUGUUAUACUCCAAUAACAAUCGCUUAUACUAACACACCACUUAUUCAUGUACCUUGAGUCAUCUUGACCUAUAUGACUUAUAUGUUUAAUGUAUCACUUUGCUGUUUUUUUUCUCAUGACAUGUUUGAAUUUGAUACAAAUGAGCUAAUAAAAUGUUUCAAAUCAG